This is a messenger RNA of Perca fluviatilis (European perch), 1138 nucleotides long. Its product is annotated as leucine-rich repeat extensin-like protein 3. The coding region runs from base 17 to 973 and encodes 318 amino acids. The transcript has 3 exons. NCBI's taxonomy places the organism in Eukaryota, Metazoa, Chordata, Actinopteri, Perciformes, Percidae. The record is from RefSeq and is a predicted model, not a curated record.
GCCGGCCCGUCCAGUGAUGAUCCUGCCUCAGGGCUGCCUGACGUACGAGCGCGAGAAGGUCACACCGCAACCCAAGCAGCAGCACGCCACCGCGGCGCCGACCUCGGUGGUCCAGAAAGCUCGAGGGAACGCCAGCAAGCGCCCGCUGGAGGCCGUGGCGUCCGGCUGCGGCGCCGGCGCCGUGGGCGUGUCUGGCUCCACCGUGCCUCCUCCUCCUCCUCCUCCUCCGGUGAAACGGAAACGCGGCCGACCGAGAAAACCUCGGCCGGAGGACGCGCCGCCUCCCCCGCCUCCUGCCGCUCUGUCCCCGAAACCUCCACCGCCGGCGCCGCCGGGCGCCCACGCUCCCAUCAUCACAUCGCUGAGUGGCGGCGUCAUCCAGAAAGCCUCUUCUUCUUCCUCCUCCUCCUCCUCCUCCUCCUCCUCCUCCGCUGCCUCCUCCUCCCAGCCGGUGCUGGAGCUGGUGAUCCAGGAGCAGCCGGGGCUCCUCCUCAGCCAGCUGCCGGCCGUGUCGGACGCAGGCCACCGGCUGGUGGAGCACCGCGGCGUCGUGGUCCAGUGUCAGCCGGGGCGCGCCGUGGAGCCGGACCGCCACGGCCGGCCGCAGCCGCUGCUGCUGUUCCAGAGUCCCGGGACGCCCCCCGCUGCUGCUGGCUGGACGACAGGACGCACGCCGAUGGUCGAGGUGAUCCAGAAAGCUCCGCGGCCGAGCCACAACAACAACAACAACAACAAUCCUCCUCUUCCUCUUCCUCCUCCUCCUCUUCCUCUUCCUCCUCCUCCUCCUCCUCCUCUCCCUCUGCCCACGCUGCACGAGGACCGCGGCGAGGUGGAGAUCACGCUGACGCCGGUGGAGCUGCACAUCAGCCCGCCUCCCACCUCCUCGGCCUCGCUCUGCUCCGCGGCACUUGCGGUGAAGAGCGAAGAAGAGGAGGUGGGAGUGACCUCCCAGAGAGAGAGAGAGGAACACUAGCUUCUCCUUCGCUUCACCUCCCUACCUGGCUACAUCUACAUCUACACUCGCUAACGCUAAACGCCAGGGCUGCUCCCUCUUAUGGCGGUUACACACCGAAAGAGACGAGACGUAAUGCGUCUCCAUAGCAGCAGGCGGCGCUCAAAAAUUUUAAACGGCAGCUGA